Messenger RNA from Vicia villosa (hairy vetch), 1352 nucleotides. RefSeq lists its product as uncharacterized. The record is from RefSeq and is a predicted model, not a curated record. The transcript is spliced from 7 exons. Bases 170 to 1066 code for a protein of 298 amino acids. Lineage: Eukaryota; Viridiplantae; Streptophyta; Magnoliopsida; Fabales; Fabaceae.
UUGUGCCUCCGUGGACAAAUCACAAAAAAAUGAUGUACUAAUUUUUAAAGAAACUUUGAGUCUCUCUUCCUUGUAUGUCACUCUCUCCGUCGAAUUUCAACUUCUGCCACCGCUCUCUCUUGUUUGCAUUUGCAGACCUGUGGUCCUGGACACACUACAGUUUGGGAAGAUGAAGGGAGUGUUUUGGUUUCUAGUUGUAUCAGUGGUGGUUGCAACAUGGAUUCCUCUCGCACACUCGAAAAAACUGGCUGCGGUCGCUAGAAAGGAGGAUGUUCCUUACAUAAAGUGUCAAGUUUGUGAGAUACUCGCCAAACAGUUGUAUCAGCAAGUUCAGAACAAGCGAGCUGAGAUUUCUCCCAAAAAGAUUUCGGAAUACCAAAUCAUUGAGAUAGCAGAGAAUGUUUGCAAUCUGAAAAAAGUUGAAGCGGAUUGGAUAUUGCGUAUUGAUAUUGUAGAAAAAGAAGAUAGGUUGGAGCUGGUGGAACAUGACUCUGAAGGACAGUGCGAUUCUGAAUGCAAGACAAUUGAGCGUGCCUGUCAGGAUGUUAUGGGAUAUUAUGAUACUGACGUUGCUGAAUAUUUAUAUACAACCAAGCAUGAUAUUGACUCAUUGUUCAAUUAUCUAUGCAAAGACCUAAGCAAAGCAUGCAAUACCAAGCCACCCCCUGUCCCUAAGGAUAGGACUCCAGGUGAACCAUUUGUUCCAAAGUCUGCUAAGGAAGCUGAAAUGGAAAAGCUACUAAAAUCUAUGGAGGGCAUGCCAGGAGCACCCGGCAUGAAAAUGUACUCAAGAGAGGAUUUGAUGAAGCAAAAUUUUGGCGCUGAAAAUGAAGAUGAUGAGGAUGAGAGUGACGAUGAGGACGACGGCUUCCCUUCAAAAUUGGGAAACGUUUUGAGAUCAAAAGAAAAGGAAAAAGGUGACUGGAAGCAGAAAAUAAGAAAAACAAUUGUCGACACAAGCACUACGCUUAAGAAACAUGCAACCAAAGUUUCGUAUCGUUUACAACGGUGGUGGAAGGGAAAGAAGACAGCCUAUUCAAAGAAGAGUUCGAAAUCAGAGCUAUAGAGCUUCAUAAACUCACUCUACAUCUUCUGGUUCUGAAAGAUUUUCAAGGCAUUUCCCCAAUGUUUGGUUCAGGUACUACCACCCAAGAUAGAUUGAAAGUAGGAAUAUUUGGAAAGAAUCAAAUGAGAAUUUUACAAUGUCCACUUUGAGUGAUUCAUAUUCCAAUCAAGGAUUUUGUUAUCUACUUGUAUUUUAUUAGUGAGGCAAUUAUGUAUGAAGGUUAACCUACAGUGAUGAUUAAUGACAUUCUUUUUUCAAAGUUUUAACAAUCAAUUUACAGUGUUUC